This is a messenger RNA of Ochotona princeps (American pika), 928 nucleotides long. Its product is annotated as PWWP domain-containing protein 2A-like. The coding region runs from base 137 to 913 and encodes 258 amino acids. The record is from RefSeq and is a predicted model, not a curated record. The transcript is spliced from 2 exons. NCBI's taxonomy places the organism in Eukaryota, Metazoa, Chordata, Mammalia, Lagomorpha, Ochotonidae.
CGCGGUGCCAAUAACGGGCAUCAGGGAAAGGGCGGGACAAAAGUGUUCGCGGGAGGGAGGGGAAGGCCUAGGGAAGCAAGCAGCGCCGCCGCCGCAGCUGCAGCCGGAGUUGGAGGAGGGAGAAGCUAGGAAGAAAAUGGCGGCUGUGGCUGCAGAGGCGGCAGCGACUGCAGCGUCCCCCGGGGAGGGGGGCGCCGGCGAGGCCGAGCCGGAGAUGGAGCCCAUCCCCGGCAGCGAGGCCGGCACUGACCCCCUCCCGAUCACCGCUACUGAAGCGUCCGUGCCGGACGGCGAGGCGGACGGGCAGCAGUCCGCUCCUCAGGCCGACGACCCACCGCUCCCGCCUCCGCCGCCGCCGCCAGGGGAACUCGCCCGCAGCCCCGAGGCAGCGGGGCCAGAGCUGGAGGCUGAGGAGAAGCUGCCCGUCCGGGUGGCGGAGCCAGAGGCAGCUGCGCCUCGCGAAGGACCCGACCUUCCACCCUCUCCCCCAGCACAGCCGCCGGAGCGGCCCCGGUCUCCGGACGAGCGCGAGGAGACGCCGCUGUCCCAGCCUGCAGCCCCGGGGCUGCUGCCGCCGGCGGGCGGGGACUCGGCGGUGUCGCAACUGAUUCCGGGCUCAGAGGUGCGGGUCACGCUGGACCACAUCAUUGAGGACGCGCUCGUGGUGUCGUUCCGCCUCGGGGAAAAGCUCUUCUCCGGGGUUCUCAUGGAUCUGUCCAAAAGAGACCUUGAAACGUAUGGUGCAAUAGCUCUACUUUUGGUGGGAAAAAAAUACAGCCAUUCUGGUGCAGCAGUGAGUAGUGGCAUCAGUAGCUUAUACUACAGCAUCCGGGUUGAGAAUUCAGGCCUCCAAGUAGUAUUCUUGAAUGAUUGUGCUGAGUUGUACAUAUUUAGAACAAAUGUGUUUUGGUGAUUAUGGUGCUAAUGA